UAUAAAUGUUUAUCAUAUGAUCGAUCGAUUGAAUUUUUUUAAACUCUCGCGAUUCAAAGUAAUUAUAUAUAUAUCUGUACAAAGUUGUACGGAAUUAUGAAUUCUGUUACAUCGCGCAUUCGAAUGCAUACUUACUUUGUCACUUUAUAUUCCGUAGCGUGAGAAAGAAGCAUGAAUGCGAUUAAUAUGAACUGGUUAUCUUCAGCGGAAGGAGAAUCUUUGGUCCAUCACUUUUACGUGAAUUCUUCUAAAAAGAGGAGAUUCUAUGGCAUUCUGGAGAGACCAUCGUUGCCUUCCUCUAUCGAGGAGGUCACUUACAAGAUCUUCAUGAUAGGUAGAUCUGGCGUCGGGAAAACUUCAGUAGUAGCGAGACUCGCAGGAAUCCUCGACUCCAAUAAUUAUACAGAAACCAAUGGGAUAAGAAAAACAAACAUUUAUUGGCCUGUAAAAAUCUGGGAUAAAGUCGUUUUGUUUAAACUACAAUUCUGGGACACCUCAGAAAGCAGUAUAAAAAAAUACAAUCACAUUUUGCCAGUGUGCAAAGAUAAAGUUGACGCAAUAUGCUCUGUGUUUUCUUUUGAUGAUGCAUCGAGCUUCAACGACAUUCCAUACUUGAUAAAUACAAUGACAAAUAUAAAAGGAAAACCAGCGAACAUAGUGAUUGGCACAAAGUUUAAACCUUGGUCAAGCUCCACCAUAGAUGAGGCACAAAUUAAAGAAUUCGAAGACAAAUGGAAAGUUAAGGUGAUCAAGUUUGAUGCCAGCAAAUUGUCAGUAAGAUCAGAGAUAUUUGAUUGCUCCUACCAACUGAAUGCCAUUUGUAACAUCUUAUGGAACAGAGAUAAAGAAUUUAUAUCCAAACUAAUGGGACAAGUGUAAUAACUGCAAACACAUGUAUUCUUCUACAUUUUAUAUAAAAUAAAGGUACAAAAAAAAGGAGAUAUCAAUCA
Molecule: messenger RNA, 950 nt
Organism: Wasmannia auropunctata (little fire ant)
Lineage: Eukaryota; Metazoa; Arthropoda; Insecta; Hymenoptera; Formicidae
Product: REM2- and Rab-like small GTPase 1
Exons: 4
Coding region: 172-879 (235 amino acids)
Molecular function (GO): GTPase activity; GTP binding
Source: RefSeq, a predicted model, not a curated record